Messenger RNA from Solea solea (common sole), 2463 nucleotides. Its product is annotated as glycerol-3-phosphate dehydrogenase [NAD(+)], cytoplasmic. The transcript has 8 exons. Bases 108 to 1163 code for a protein of 351 amino acids. The record is from RefSeq and is a predicted model, not a curated record. Gene Ontology annotation, biological process: carbohydrate metabolic process; glycerol-3-phosphate catabolic process. Gene Ontology annotation, cellular component: cytosol; glycerol-3-phosphate dehydrogenase (FAD) complex. Lineage: Eukaryota; Metazoa; Chordata; Actinopteri; Pleuronectiformes; Soleidae. Gene Ontology annotation, molecular function: NAD binding; protein homodimerization activity; glycerol-3-phosphate dehydrogenase [NAD(P)+] activity.
GCUCCGCGCGCGUGUGUGUGUGUGUUGGUGUCGCUUGCAUAAUCACACUGCGGUUCAGUCAAACCGUGAAUGUCUAACUUCACUCACCGGCUUACCUCGUCACAAUCAUGGCAACUCCAAGUAAAGUCUGCAUCAUCGGCUCGGGAAACUGGGGUUCUGCUAUUGCCAAGAUAGUGGGUACCAAUGCUGCUCAGAAUUCAAACUUUGACAACACUGUAAAAAUGUGGGUAUUUGAGGAGACGGUCAACGGACGAAAACUGACUGAAAUAAUCAACAACGAGCAUGAAAACGUGAAGUACCUUUCUGGACACAAGCUGCCCACAAAUGUGCUGGCCGUCCCAGACCUGGUGGAGGCGUCCAGAGAUGCAGACAUCUUGGUAUUUGUGAUCCCUCAUCAGUUUGUUGGGAAAGCGUGUGAUUCCAUGAAGGGGAAGAUUAAGAGUGACGCACUGGGGAUUUCCCUCAUCAAGGGUGUAGACGAGGGACCCGAUGGACUUAAACUCAUCUCUGACGUCAUCCAGGAGAAGCUGGGUAUCACCAUGAGUGUGCUGAUGGGGGCCAACAUUGCCAAUGAGGUUGCGGAUGGGAAGUUUUGCGAGACCACCAUUGGAUGUAAGAAUAAAAACCAUGGUGCUCUCCUAAAGGAACUCAUGCAGACCGACAACUUUAGAGUAACUGUAGUAGAGGAAUACGAUGUGGUGGAAAUCUGUGGAGCCCUGAAGAACAUCGUUGCGGUCGGGGCCGGCUUCUGUGACGGUCUGGGCUUCGGGGACAACACGAAGGCGGCAGUGAUCAGACUGGGGCUGAUGGAGAUGAUCGCGUUCGCGCGCAUCUUCUGCACGGCUGGGCCAGUGUCUUCUGCCACCUUCCUGGAGAGCUGCGGCGUUGCCGACCUCAUCACCACCUGCUACGGCGGCCGUAACCGCAAAGUAGCGGAGGCCUUUGUCAAGACAGGGAAGUCCAUUGAGGAGCUGGAGCAAGAGAUGCUGAAUGGUCAGAAGCUUCAGGGACCAGCGACGGCAGCUGAGGUCUAUCUCAUCCUCAAGCACAAGAACCUCAUUGACAAGUUCCCUCUGUUCAACGCAGUGUACGAGAUCUGCUUCCAGGGUCAUCCGGUCUCAGAGUUUAUAAGCUGUUUGCAGAACCACCCGGAGCACAUGUGAGAGAAUUACCAAGCUGACCAAGUGCCUUCUACAUUAGAGAAAUCACACCUUUCACCUCUUGCCCAUCAGAAAUGAUCGGGCAGGAUGAUCAGUCACUCCAUGGCUGCACAUUAACUUAACACCUCCAGCCAGUGAGUAGAUUUUUUUACACUCACUUUUCAGUGUUCAGCUGAAGUUUUAUUUCAUAGAUAAUUCUGAAACUUGAAGGAUAAUUGUUGGUUCCAGUUUUGCCUAAUUUUAUUACUUUAAAUCUGUAAAACUGUAAUAAUUAUAUUACUUUACUUGGAAAACUGAAGAAUCUCUCUUUUUUUUUUUAAAUCUUCAGAGAAUAAAGUCGUAAUAUUGUGAGAAUAAAGUCGUAACUAUUAUGCAAGCAACCUGCAACCUGUGUCAAGAUGAGAAACGUGGAGCAUUUCGUGAAGUUACAUUUUGAUUGGGGCUUCACAAAUACAGAAAUACUUAAUAUUUUUGGCACACCAGCACCGCAUUAUCUUUAGCAUCAGGACUUUGAAUAGAUUGUGAAAGAAACAGAGUCUGUUCGGAAGAAAGAAUCACACAGACUUGGAGGAAAUCAUCUCUUUUGUGGACUGGAGGAGGAGGAAAUGGCUGGUAGCAGUCGCUGGUUACGUCUGUGUCCUGUUGCUAUUUAAUAAUAAUACAUUAUAUAAUGAUUAAAAAAAAAGAAUCUUAAUAUUACGACUUUAUUCUUGUAAAAUUGCGACUUUAUUUGGGCCUACUACUCCUGCCGUAUGGAUGAAAUCAGAACACGUUGUCUAUUUUUAAACGACAGCCAAAUCACAACACUAAAACCGCCGCGUUGCCUCAUCAAUCAUCAAUAUGCAAGAAUACUGCACAUGAACUCUUUGUCCAUUUAGUCAUGAAAAUACUUCCAGUUACUACCACACUCGCAUGCAUUCAGACUUUCAGAUUUCCACUCAGGCCAUGGCACCUCCUUUUAAAAUGUGUGUUGCCAUCCAGAGAAUGCCAUGGCCACUUCAUGUCCAUUUUUUUUCCCAAUCAUAGCUGCAAUACCAUACUACCUUAUUUCUUCCACAAUUUAUCUUUAACUUCCUCUUGUGUACUGUAUUAUGAACAUACUGUAAAUGAAAAGUGCCUCCGGACGCACGGUUGCUAAAUCUUAACCAUCGUCCAUUUUUCUUUUAGUCCAUAACGUUCCGUCCAUUACAUCGUUUGUUACUGUGACCCUGUCUGACACUCAGCGUCCGUGUCGUGGCUCAUGCAUGUUGGACAUAAUGUGAACGUGUGCCUGUGAGUAAAUGAAUUUUCUCAUCAAACAACA